Messenger RNA from Notothenia coriiceps (black rockcod), 783 nucleotides. RefSeq names its product supervillin-like. The annotation marks the transcript as partial. The transcript is spliced from 6 exons. Gene Ontology annotation, cellular component: cytoplasm; actin cytoskeleton. Gene Ontology annotation, biological process: actin filament severing; actin polymerization or depolymerization; barbed-end actin filament capping. Gene Ontology annotation, molecular function: actin filament binding; phosphatidylinositol-4,5-bisphosphate binding. The record is from RefSeq and is a predicted model, not a curated record. Lineage: Eukaryota; Metazoa; Chordata; Actinopteri; Perciformes; Nototheniidae.
AAGAUCAAAGAACAGUGUCCUCUGGAGGCGGGGCUUCACAGCAGCAGCAAGGUGACGAUCCAUGAGUGUGACGAGGGGGCGGAGCCUCAGGGCUUCUGGGAGGCUCUGGGGAGAAAAGACAGGAAGGCCUACGACUGCAUGCUACAAGACCCGGGUAAAUUCAACUUCACCCCGAGGCUUUUCCAGCUGAGCAGCACAUCUGGAGAGUUUGUGGCGAAUGAGUUCUUCCACCUGUCCAGAGCUCCACAGCUGGUCAGCUCGCUGCCCUUCCUGCAGGAAGACCUGUACAACGCUCCACAGCAACCUGCGCUGUUCCUGGUGGAUAACCUCCACGAGGUGUACCUGUGGCAGGGCUGGUGGCCGCAGGACAGCGAGAGCACCGGCUCGGCUCGUUUCCGCUGGGAUGCCGACAGAAAGUGCGCCAUGGAGACGGUGCUGCAGUACUGCAAAGAGAAGAACGAGAAGAAGCCUCAGAAGUCGUAUCUGAUCCACGCCGGACUGGAGCCACUCACCUUCACCAACAUGUUCCCCAGCUGGGAGCACCGAGAGGAUGUGGCCGAGAUCACAGAGAGGGAGGCGGAGGUGUGUCACCAGAUCAUCCUGGUGGAGGACGUGUUGGCGCGGCUCUGUCAGAACACCUUCCCCCUCGCCCAGCUGCAGGCCCGGCCCCUCCCUGAAGGAGUGGACCCCCUCCGGCUGGAGAUAUACCUCUCGGACCAGGACUUUGAGGUCAGAAAGCCUCCUGAAAACCUGCUGCACCAAACCUGAUUUACUUUGUUUGUG